Messenger RNA from Dentiscutata erythropus, 867 nucleotides. The record is from the annotation of a GenBank genome assembly. NCBI's taxonomy places the organism in Eukaryota, Fungi, Glomeromycota, Glomeromycetes, Diversisporales, Gigasporaceae.
AUGGGAUGCAUUACAUCUAAAUUAAGUGAAAAAUCUGAUUCUAUCAAAUCACAAAGCUCGCAAAUGGAAUUUCAAUACAUUGACGGUAGAAGAUAUCCUAAUGCACAAGAUAUUGUAUAUCCUCUACCAAAUGAUGAAGAAGAAUCAGAUAGAUUACACUUGCAACAUUUUUUGGCAAGAUAUAUCUGGAAUAGCAACUUUUCUGCUCCCGUUCGUGGUCAUUUGAUAUGGCAACUACGUGAAUAUCCAUUGAUUGAAGUUGUUGAAUUAGAUGUAUCACCAUACCAAACGAAACAGAUAAAACCUAAAAAUUUUACUUUCGUUAAAGCAAAUGCUACAGAAGGAUUACCGUUCGAUGAUAACACUUUUGAUUUUAUAUUUCAACGAUAUUUGACUGCUGCAGUUCCAAAAGAAAAAUGGCCAUAUUUAAUAAACGAAUUAGUCAGAGUUUUAAAGCCAGGUGGAUUCUUAGAGUUAAGCGAAUUUUCUAGCUUAUUUGAUACUGGGCCUGUUAAUCAACGUCUAUGGUAUACAGCCGUAAGAGUACUGGAGGAAAAAGGUGUAGAUUUUAGUACAUAUCAAAAGUUAGAAGAAUAUGCACAAAACCAAGGUCAAUUAGAAAAUAUCAAAAAAGAAGAUAAGCUAUACUGUCAUGGGUUAAAAUCAAAUGAUAUUAAACUUAGUAAAGUGGCCAUCAAUAAUACGAUGACUUUGUAUACUUCUCUUAAACAAGUAUUAACUAAACCGUUAAAUGUUUCUGAAGAUGAAUAUGAUGAAUUGGUUAAAGCUUCAAAGGAUGAACUAUUUGAGUUUGAUACUUAUUAUCAUUUAGUUCGUGUUUAUGCAAGAAAAAUCAAUAACAUUUGA